UUGCUAAUUGUUUCCACAUUGAUAUAGCACAGGUAGAAGGAUCUCUUUAAAAAAUUAUGUUCAAUCGAUCUUUGAAAGUGAAAAGGUGAACACGAAUUUGAAAAAUUAAUGAUGAUGAAUAAAAUUUUAGUUCUUUUGUUCGUUAGUCUAGGAUUUAUUGAAUGUAGAGAAAUGCAUCCCAUAAAACCCGACACAGAUAUGUGCUUCGAUUCAUAUAUAGAUGUUCAACCAAUCAACCUUAGUAACUUAACAAAAGCCUGCGUAGAACCGUUUCCAGAAAUAAACAAUUGUCCAGGUAUAGGUCUUUUCACGGAUGAAGUGAUUCUUCUAGAUUGUGACAUAUCCGGUAACAAACGUACCGAACCUCUUAAAACUGGAUGUUACACACUGAUUAAAAAAGAUUCCACAGAAGAAGUUAUUUGUCAAAGAUACAAUAGGAAGAAAAUGUGUGAAAUGCUGAAGACGCCUUCAAACUUAGCCAUUGAAGUUUAUUGCCAGAGAAGUUCCAGAAGUAUCGUUAAUGUAGAAAGGAUCAAAAUCGUACCAUAAAUUAAGACUGUUAUUAUUUUCAUAGUGUAUGAAUUUGUGAAUAAUAUAUUAAAUUAUUUAAUAAAUUGACUUUUUCAUUA
Diabrotica virgifera virgifera (western corn rootworm) is the source of this 629-nucleotide messenger RNA. RefSeq lists its product as uncharacterized. NCBI's taxonomy places the organism in Eukaryota, Metazoa, Arthropoda, Insecta, Coleoptera, Chrysomelidae. The coding region runs from base 109 to 549 and encodes 146 amino acids. The record is from RefSeq and is a predicted model, not a curated record. The transcript has 2 exons.